Molecule: messenger RNA, 984 nt
Organism: Aspergillus neoniger CBS 115656
Lineage: Eukaryota; Fungi; Ascomycota; Eurotiomycetes; Eurotiales; Aspergillaceae
Product: zinc-dependent alcohol dehydrogenase family protein
Exons: 4
Coding region: 1-984 (327 amino acids)
Molecular function (GO): oxidoreductase activity
Source: RefSeq, a predicted model, not a curated record
AUGCAACAUUACAUCUCUCACUUCGACGGCAUCGACGGCCUCAAGAAAGAAGAUGUCCUCGUCCAGAUCCUGAUCAAGGGAGAAUACAACCACCACCGCGCAAUCAAGCAAGUGCCAAGCGUUAUACCCUGUUCGGACAUGUGCGGCAUCAUUCAAAGCAUCGGAGAAAAUGUUACCAAAUGGAACAUCGGAGACCGCGUUCUUUGCUUAUUCGUCCCGGACCACAAGACAGGCCAACUGACUGAGAGUGCGCUUGCUACCAGUUUGGGCCUCCCUCAGCAAGGUGUUCUAGCAACGCAUCGUGUGUUCGCGGAGGAUGCCUUAAUCGAGGCACCCAGGCACAUGAGUGAUGAGGAGGCAUGCACGCUGUCAAUCGCGAGCGUUACGGCGUGGAUGGCGAUCAAUGGGACGCGACCGUUGGGACAGAAUGGGGGUCGGGGAGAGUACAUUCUUCUUCAGGGAACCGGGGGUGUUAGUAUCGCUGGAUUGCAAAUCGCGAAGGCGUCUGGAGCGAAGGUCAUAAUUACUUCCUCAUCUGAUGAAAAACUAGCCAGGGCUAAGGACCUCGGGGCAGACUUUGGUAUAAAUUAUCGUCAAACGCCGGAAUGGGCUAAUGAGGUUAUGGAGAUCACGAACGGACAUGGCGCGGAUAUUAUUCUUGAAACGGGUGGGUCGCAGACGAUGGAUCAGAGCUUUGCGUGUGCUGCGUACGGUGGGCUGAUUAACUGCAUUGAGUAUACUUCUGGGAAGACUCAAGCUUCUGGAGAGCAGAAGAAUGUUAAUCUUCUCACCCUGAGUCGCAGCUUGACUUUGAAGGGAUUUGUUAAUGGACCAACUGAUCGAUUCGAGGAGUUGAUCAAUUUUGAUGAGAGACACGGGAUUCAUCCUGUCGUCUGCAAGGUGUUCCCAUUCAGCCAGGCGAGAGAUGCUUUCAAGUAUCUGGAAAGCGGCUCGCAUUUUGGAAAGGUUGUCAUUCGAGUUUAG